AUGUCUGACUUUACUGAAUAUAACGUGUCCUCUUUGGCCACAUGGAACAACGCCUUGAACCUGGACUUGAACACCCAGUUGGGUGCCUCUGUCUUGAGGACCUAUAAUGCGGAGGAGGCAUUGAUUAACCGUGAAGUGUUCAUCAGAAACUCCAACAAGGUUUUCAACACCAGCGUGAAGGUGCAAGGUGCACCAGUGACCAACCAGAAAGCCAGUGGCCGUUGUUGGCUCUUUGCCAGUGGUAACGUCUUGAGACUUCCAUUCAUUGAGAAGCACAACAUCAAGGAGUUCCAGUUCUCCCAGCUGUACUGGUUCUUCUUUGAUAAGCUUGAAAAGUGUAACUUCUUCUUGGAGAAGUUUGUCGAGUCAAUUGAUGCUUCUGAGGACUUGGAUAUCAACUCUCGUCUUAUCCAGCACUUGUUGGAUGAUCCUACUUGUGACGGUGGUCAAUUCGAUAUGUUCAUUAACGUGGCUGAAAAGUACGGUAUGAUUCCUCAUGAAUUGUAUCCUGACGCUUACUCUGCCACUGCUUCAAGAACCUUGAACUUCUUGCUUAAGACCAAGUUGAGAGAAUUCGCCCAGCAGUUGAGUAAGGCUAAGAAGGACGCCCCAGACUCGAUCCAGGAGUUGAAGGAGAAGCAGCAAAAGGAAAUCUACAGACUUAUGGUCAUUUUCUUGGGUCAGCCACCACUUCCAGAUUCUGAGUUGGUUUGGGAUUACAAGGAUAAGGAUGACAACGUCAAGCAGUUGAAGUUCACUCCAUUGCUGUUCUACAAAGAUUUGGGUAUUGACUUGAAGAACUACGUUUCCUUGUUGAAUGACCCUCGUAAUCCAUAUGACAAGAUCAUCAAGAUUGACAAGUUGGGUAACGUUGUUGGCGGCAAAGAAGUGUCUUACUUGAACAUCGACAUCGACCAAUUGGCCAAGUACGCUAUUGAACGUAUCAAGAGCAACCAGGGAAUCUUCUUCGGUACUCACACUCCAAUUUACAUGGAUAAGAAGAGAGGUAUCAUGGAUGAGGAGCUCUAUAACUACAAGCUCAUUGACUUCCACGCCUCCCAAGACAAGGCUAGCAGAAUUGAAUACAAGCAGUCUCUCAUGACACAUGCAAUGGUCUUGACUGCCGUGCACUUGGAUGAGCAGGGAAACCCUGUCAGAUGGAAGGUUGAGAACUCCUGGGGUAAAGAUUCUGGUCAGGAUGGUUACUAUUGUAUGGACCACAAGUACUUCAAGGAGUACGUCUACCAGAUCGUUGUCGACAAGUCUGAAUUGCUGGACAACCACCAGUCGAUUGUGUCUGAGGCAGCUGACCCUGUGGUCUUACCACCAUGGGACCCUAUGGGAGCUUUGGCUAAUUAG
This is a messenger RNA of Candidozyma haemuli, 1359 nucleotides long. RefSeq names its product C1 family peptidase. Bases 1 to 1359 code for a protein of 452 amino acids. Gene Ontology annotation, biological process: proteolysis; L-homocysteine catabolic process; response to toxic substance. The record is from RefSeq and is a predicted model, not a curated record. Gene Ontology annotation, cellular component: cytoplasm. NCBI's taxonomy places the organism in Eukaryota, Fungi, Ascomycota, Pichiomycetes, Serinales, Metschnikowiaceae. The transcript has a single exon. Gene Ontology annotation, molecular function: cysteine-type aminopeptidase activity.